Molecule: messenger RNA, 2499 nt
Organism: Scomber scombrus (Atlantic mackerel)
Lineage: Eukaryota; Metazoa; Chordata; Actinopteri; Scombriformes; Scombridae
Product: cytolytic toxin-alpha-like
Exons: 3
Coding region: 1-2499 (832 amino acids)
Molecular function (GO): protein binding; GTP binding
Source: RefSeq, a predicted model, not a curated record
AUGGAUGCUGACGACAAGGGGACGAUGCAGGUGGCAGCACUCGGUCGGCCUUUUGACCUCGGGAUGCUGUAUGACUGCCGUAAUGACUCACUCAUCCCUGGCAUGACAUUGUGGGACAUUAACGAUCUGAAAAAUGAUAUACGAGAAAAACCUCAGCACUACAACAAUUGUGAGAUAGUUGCAUCUGAAUCAAUUGCAGAUAAAUCUAAAGCAUUAAAUAUUGAAGGAUCUCUGAAGGCAAGUUUCUUAGGUGGACUAGUAGAGGUUGGAGGAUCUGCCAAAUACCUGAAUGAUACUAAAACAUACAAAAAUCAGUCCAGAGUAACACUGAACUACCAAGCAAACACAAAGAUGCAGCAACUGUCAAUGAAUCAUCUUGGAAGAGGUAAUGUGAAGCAUCCAGAUGUCUUUGAUAAAGGAAUAGCAACACAUGUAGUCACAGCUAUCCUUUAUGGGGCACAAGCCUUCUUUGUCUUUGACCGUGAGGUUUCUGAUGAAGAAAGUCAUCAAGACAUUCAGGGAAACAUGAAGGGGAUGAUCAAGAAAAUCCCCAGCCUCGCAAUAGAGGAGGAAGGUUCCCUCAAAAUGAACGACAAGGACAUUGAAAAGGUGGAGAAGUUCUCCUGUAAAUUCCAUGGAGACUUUUUACUGCAGAAAACUCCAACAACCUUUCAGGAUGCUGUACAAGUCUACCAAAGCCUGCCACAACUGCUGGGAACCAAUGGAGAAAAUGCUGUACCAAUGAAAGUCUGGCUGCUGCCACUUGUGAGUUUAGAUUCAUUUGCUGCUAAACUCGUCCGUCAGAUAAGUUUAAGUUUAGUGCAGAAAUGUCAGAGUGUCCUGGAGGACUUCACUGAGCUGGAAAUGAGAUGCAAUGAUGCAAUAAGAACCACCACUGCACAGCAGUUCCCACAGAUUGGUAAAAAACUUAAAACUUUUACAAAAUUUUGCUCUGAGUUCAAACUGGAAUUCAUACAAAAUUUGGCAAAGAAACUUCCAUCAAUCCGGGGAGGAGGGGAAGAGGAGGCUGUGCUGGCAGAGAUCCUGAAGAAGAGACAUUCUUCUCCUUUCAACAACAUAAGCCUGAACAAGUGGAUGGACUGUAAAGAGAAGGAAAUCCGUGUCGUAAAAUCUUUCCCCAAGAAGAUGGAAAACACCCAGAUUGUCUCAUCUCAAGGUGAACUUGAUGAAGAAAUUUCUAAUGCAGACAAUGCUGUGUGUUUUGUUUUCACCUCACUGGGAAGUGCUGAACCGUACCUCUCAGCUUUAUCAAACUACUUAAAACAAAAACCCAAACCAGACGACCCUCAAGAUCAACAUUGUCAUGACAUAGAGAAGGAACAAUGGUACGCCUCAAAAGAAGUAUCAGAUGAAAUGAAGAACAAAGCAAAGCUGUUCAGUGAUUUUGCAGAGGCCAACAAAGAGAAUGAGAACAUAAAGUUCCUGACAGUGGGUUUAACAGAUGAGACACAGAAAGGUUCAAGCAUCUACGUUUAUAAAGACGUCUUAACUGUCAGAGAGAACUUUGAGCCGCCUUCAAAGCCUGAAACAGUGACAGCAGGUGAUGUAACCCACAACUGUGUGACACUGAAGUUCUCUCCACCAAGAUUUGGAGCAGAGAACAUCACCUCCUACUCUGUGGAGUACUGUGUCAGUGUAGAGGAUGGAUGGAAACAAACAACAGCAGCAAAACCUGAAGAAGUCACAGUGAGCGGUCUGACUUAUAACACAAAGUAUAUGUUCAGAUGCAGAGCAGUGACCUCAGUAGGUGUUGGACCAGCAAACUCAGUGUCCGUGUCUACAUCUCCUCUAGUCUACUGCAAUGAGCAGAUCAGGAUUAUCAUGGUGGGGAGAAUUGGAGUUGGGACGAAUGACGCAGGAAACAUCAUUCUGGGAAGAUCCUUUAAAAGAAACUAUUUGAAGAGGUUUUAUAGGCCUUUAGCUAGUGUUGAUAUGACAGAAUACUGUGAGAGGGCUGAUUGUAAGGUGGAUGGACAAAAAGUUGCUGUUAUCAAAAUUCCAGACCUGUCUGACACAAGAUUCACUGACGAGAAAACAGAAGAAGAUAUUCUUAACCAGUACAUUAAAUAUGCUUCACCUGGACCUCAUAUCUUCCUGGUUGUCAUCGAACCGUACAACUUCACAGAUAAAGAAAAGCAGACGCUGCAGAAAAUUCAGGAAAUCUUUCGUAUGGAAGCCAACAAAUACUGCAUGGUUCUCUUUAACUAUCAGAACUGGCUCUUCGGGAAAACUAUUGAGAAGUUGUUGGAUUACAACAAAGACCUGCAGGAACUUGUGACCAAAUGUAAUGGUCAGUAUCACGUCUUCUAUUCUGAUCUGGACAAUCGUUCUCAGGUCAAUGAGCUGCUGAAGAAGAUCAGAAAUAUAAUAGAGAAGAACGCAGGAAAUCAUUACACCAACGAAACGUUCCAGGAGAUAGAGAGAGUGAUUCACAAGGAGAAACAACAAAUCCUAAGAGAAAGAAGAACAAAUGUGUGA